ACGGAAUUAUCCCAAUUUAGUGAGACAAGAUAUACUUUACAAUAAAAGGAAUAAACAUAAACUUUCUUUUGUAAGCGUGUGAUGAGAAGGAUUUAUGGGUCAACGUUUUAGAUAAAAAGUCUAAAUUUUGAGAUAUAGGCUAGUAAGUCCAACUCACAGGAUAGGGAGUCAAAAAUGUGACUUUUUCUAAUUUGACUUUUGUAGCUCACAAUUUUGAUUUGGCCUACUAGACUACUACUAAACUAAAUUUGACAUAAUAGGAGCAUUAAAAAACGGCUACGGCUACAGAACCAGUGCAAUUAUUUACUGACUAUUGACACAGAACGGGAUUCUGUGCCUAUAGUCCACAGGCUGUUGGUCUGGACCAAUAUUUGAAUUUGAUCACGUGAAUGUGUUUUCCAGUUUGCUGACCUCUCGUAGACCACUAACUGGACAUUUUUUACCACCACAUCAGGCAUUUUAGCGCUGUUAAUCGGGACAUUUUUACCACAUUGUACUGUUUUAACCCAGACUAUGAUCGUUCACUAACCCUAACCAAGUGGUUUUUGUGCCUAAACCCAACCAUUUUAACCCAGACCAUGGGAGGGAUUGGCUAUCACCUAAAUCAUGGCGGGCUUGACUCAACUCCUCAACCAUGUCCAUAACCUCUUGUCUGAUAGUGCGUUUGAUACAUGCGCACUUGGAAAAAGGAAAGUGAAAAUAAAUCUGUCGAUCAGAAGAAAGCCUUACACGCACUCGUUUAUUUUUUACAGGUCUAUGAAGAAAUUACACUAAAAACAGCAACAUCCGACGACAUACGAUGCCUGAAUUACAUUUCAUUUCUGUCUUCAGGACUUGAUCUCUAGUUCGCAUGAAGGAUAUUUCUAGUUCGCCCUGGAUUUGCAGCAGGAUAUAAUGGGUGUACCGAUGAUACACAUGUGCCUUGUGGUGGCUCUUUGUGCAUUUCAGUCUAGUUCUGUCCCUGUUCCAGAUAGCCUUGCGGUUUCGGUGAGGACCCCUGUCUCAGUGAGUGGCGGCCAUACGGUGACAUUACCAUGUUGGCUCAUUCCAUCACAAAAUGCAGAGGGUCUGGAAGUACGCUGGUACCUUGGUGAUCAAUUUGAUGCCCCAAUCGUGCUUUACAAGGCAAAAACGUUGGAAGUGGCGUCUAAAGAACCUUCGUACGUGGGCAGAGUGGCGUUUGGCUUAAAGGAUGCCACAUCUGGGGGGCUGAAGACAGGUGAUGUGAGCCUGGAGCUGUUAAAUGUCACAGUUAAGGACGCAGGAGAUUAUAAUUGUUAUGUCAGCAGUGACCAGCAUUAUGACAGAGCAAGUGUCACACUCACUGUGUCUGAAACGGGAGCCACCCCUCUCCUCUCAGUCGUGUGGAAAGAUAACAUGAUGAAUGUGAGCUGUGAGUCUGAAGGCUGGCAUCCACAGCCUCAGCUGCACUGGUCGCACCAGAAACAGGAUCUGACCCCAAAAGGCCUGGUGUACAGCACAGAUGCUUCAGGUCUUCUGUCAGUCCACAGCUGGAUUCUUGUCUCCGACCCCUCCGAAGUUUCCUGCUCAGUAGGCCUCUCUGAUCAAGGGGCGAAAGAGGCAAGAGUGCGCCUGGAAAGCCCUCCUCAACCUCCAAAACAGGAGUCAGGAUCCUCAGCAGUUGGAUGGGUGGCCUUCACUAUGCUCCUGAUUGCUGUGUUAGCUUUACUUGGAGUGCUGUACUUCAAAAAGAGAGCUCUAUUUUUGGGGAAGGGUGACAAGUCCGGGAGUGAUCCAGCUGAAGAGAAACUCUUACAAAAAGAUGUGGUCCAGCCAACAGAUCUAUCAACAUGUAUCACGCAUUAUGUAAAUGUAAAACUUGAGGAGACAAGAAAUCCAUAUCUUAAAAUCAAGAAUGGUAUACUGAGAGAUGGAAAUGGUCCGUUUCCUGAUGGACCAGAGGUUACUGGUCUCACAGCUAUUAAAGGAACACCUGGCUUCUCUUCUGGACAGCACUACUGGGAGGUUUCUUUAGGGAAUGAAAACGUAGCCCUCAAAAAGUCCUGGUGGGUCGGGGUUACAAAUCAAGUCAACCUUCACGAGUGUAACACUCCCCUAACUGCAUCUAAUGGUUUCUGGUUCCUGUCCUCUUCCCCUGAUAGAGCAGAGAGCUUACAGUUUAGCACAGAACCAAAUGUAUUGCUGCCUUUCACUUCAAGGCCGCGGAUGGUUGGUGUGUUUCUGAAUUAUGACAGCGGAGAGCUUUCUUUUUAUAAUGUGGAAGAUAAGAGUCUCAUCGGCAGUUUAACAGCUUCGUUCACAGGUGAAGUCUUUCCCUUUUUCAAUCCUGGUAAAGGUGAUCUGGCACCUAUGGAGAUAUUGCAGAGAACAGUAGAGAAUCAGUUUAGUGACAUGAGGAACUCUGCAGAUCCAACACAACCAGAGACAAAAUAAAUAGCAAGAUGAUAACACUUGAGAUCUGUUUUAUAUUUCAGCACUGUACUUGUAUCUUGUGCCGAAGGGAAAAAACGAUCCAAAAUUUGCAGUUUUGCUUUUACUUUAUGGUUUUAUUCAGUUCAAGGAGAUUUGAUAAGUUACUAAAAUGGGUGUUGUCCACCCAACAUUUGUAAAAUACGAGUAGCCUAGUUCAUGUUAAAGCUAAAGGGUUAAUGGUGAAACUAUCUCAAAAAUAUCAGUUCCAAUUCUACAUGGAUUUUAUAAUAAAUCUGCAGUACUAGGUAAUUUUGUGAAACUCAUAAUGGGUUUUUUUUUGUUUUGCUUUUUUUUUUGGUCAUGGUUGUAUGAUGUGAUAAUUCAGCUUAAUUGUUGUAAAUAUACCAUUAAGUGUAUUUUAAUCAGUUUUAGCGAGAGUCCACAUGGCCACUGGUCCUAAAUGCUAAUUGCUUUAACAUAGAUGAUAUACAUAACCUCCAUAUUAACAUAAAUAUAGUUUUGCUGUGUUUGUAUUUUUUAUUUGAGUUUUGUAUCUCAAGGUGUUUUUCAUUUCCAUGCUACUAUAAGUAAAUAUGCACUGACAUAGGAAUUUCAUGUACAAACUCAUUAUAAUGUGUAGAUCUGAUAAAGACUCUAACAGCCUGGACAGUUCUGACAGGAAGUUCUCAUUUUAGUUAUUUAUUUUCUUGCCUUUGUGUUAUUUUAUCCCUGUAACCAGGCUGUAAACACACAACUUAACAUAAAACACUUACAUGAAGACAGACACUCCAUUCUUAAAAAGCUUUGCUGCCACCAUGUGAAAUUUAGACUUUACUUUCUCGAUUCUCUUGAGGUUCUCAGUGGUCUGUUACAUCAAUAUACUGCACAUAUUACAUAGUACUGAUGUUCUGACUUAUUAAGCGUAAGAAGCGAGGUGGACUAAGGAUCUGUGAAGGUGGCAUAAACACAGUGGUGAGCUGAGAUAGUCAGGUAUAUAAUACCAACCUUGAAAGUGCCGCAGUAGCUUUUUAAAAAUGUUUCCACCUAUUGUAAGUUUGCCUGUUGUCUUUUUUGAAAAAGAAAAGUUUUAUGGCAUGUCUCUGGCAGACAUGUGAAUUCAGUUUUGGAAGAGAGUCUAAUAACACUCAUUACAAAAGCUAAAUUCUGAUGGUACCACUGAUUACUGUUGUGCAUGUCUGGUUUGAGGCAGCUGUACCUUGAAGAGCUAAUGUGUUGUAUUUGAGUUUUUUUUUGGUGAUGACCUUUGAUAUAUGAUUGUAGAGACUGCCAUUCAUAUUUCACAUACUAUUUUUAAAGAUCUCUCCAAUGAUCAUUUAUAUUAUAAUGUGAAAUGGUCUUACAAUCUUUGAAAUUAUUGUGACUGUCACCAUUUUUUAAUAAAAGCUAUCAAUAUGG
This is a messenger RNA of Thunnus maccoyii (southern bluefin tuna), 3810 nucleotides long. Its product is annotated as butyrophilin subfamily 2 member A2-like. The transcript is spliced from 10 exons. NCBI's taxonomy places the organism in Eukaryota, Metazoa, Chordata, Actinopteri, Scombriformes, Scombridae. The coding region runs from base 895 to 2415 and encodes 506 amino acids. Gene Ontology annotation, molecular function: protein binding. The record is from RefSeq and is a predicted model, not a curated record.